UCAGCACGAGCGCUUCCUCUCGGAAAUACCUUCAUCACUUGAGGCUCGCGAUCACCUGCUGAAGAUCUGAACGCGUACAGUAUGAUGAAGAUGAACGAGUCGCUUCACGCGUUUGACUUCGAGCGUCGCUUUAAUGAUCGCGCCGCGCUGGAGUGGUUUGAGCAGAACUGGGGAGCAGCGUUUGUUCUGUCGGGUGUGUAUGCGGUGUUUAUAUUUCUCGGACGCAUCUUUAUGAAGGACAGGCAGAAGUUGGACCUGCGGAAGCCUCUUGUGCUCUGGUCAUUAUGUCUGGCCAUAUUCAGUAUAAUGGGAGCGACGCGGACGAGCUGGUACAUGUUCAAUAUGGUGCGGUCACAUGGGCUCCGGGAGUCUGUGUGUGACUCUGAGUUCUACAGCGCCCCCAGCAGCAAGUUCUGGGCGUUUGCCUUCACUCUGAGUAAAGCGCCUGAGCUCGGGGACACGGUGUUCAUCGUCCUGCGUAAGCAGCGUCUGAUCUUCCUGCACUGGUAUCAUCACAUCACUGUCCUGCUCUACAGCUGGUACACGUAUAAAGACCGCGUGGCCGGCGGCGGCUGGUUCAUGGCCAUGAACUACACCGUCCAUGCAUUCAUGUACAGCUACUACACGGUUAGAGCGUCCGGCACUCGCGUGCCGCGACCCAUCGCCAUGAUGAUCACGCUCAUGCAGAUCACGCAGAUGCUCGUGGGGCUGAGCGUUCUGGGGCUCCUCUAUCUCUGGAGAAACGAAGUCCACUGCAUCUCCACCAUGCACAACAUCACCUACGCCUUUAUCAUGUACCUCAGCUACCUGCUGCUCUUCUCCAUCUUCUUCUAUCAGUCCUACUUCAAACGCUCUGGAGACGAGAAGAGAGUGAAACGAGAGUGAGAAGAACUCAUCGCUGCAGUCCACAUCCGUCCUGUUCCUUUAAAAUAAUGCAAAACCAUCCAUAAAGAGAAUUGAAAACACUGGUUUCCUUCCUCCGAGAUUAAAAUACUGUAUAUGACUGCAUCAUAAAUGUUCACGAAGAGCACUAAGUGAAUGUGACAAAACCAGUCAACAACAGCUCAUAUCAUAUCAUAUAUUUUGAAGAGAAGAAAUUAUAUUUAGCAUUAGGAAAAUAUAGAACUAUCCCUUAAAUGUUGUUUUUAGUGAUUAGAGUUUAAAGAAGAACUAAUAAAAUAUUUAAAGAAUGAAAUAAGAUAUAUAUAUAUAUAUAUAUAUAUAUAUAUUUUAAAAUGUAUUAUAUAUAUUUUUUUGUGGCUUUUUUUUUUUUUUGCAUUGUGACUUUUUUUUAAUGACAAUUAAGAACAUGAGACCUCCACAUUUCACAUUAUUGUAAUGUAAUAAUAAAACAAUUAUAUAUUAUUUAAGUUGUAAUGCACUUACAGGACAAUAUAUCUUGUAUAGCAUGUAAGUUGUUGAUUUAAUUUUUAAAAUGAUUGAAUGACAGUAUUUUAUAAGGUGUGCAUCACUUAAUUGUUAUGAAAAUAAUGUCACAAUGCAACAAAAAAAAAAAAGUUCUUAAAAUAAUUUUAUUUUAUUCAUGCAAAAUGUGAUUUUAUAUGUUUUUCAAACGCUUUUAGGAUGAAAUGUGACUUUGAUCAAAUAUUUUGUGAGAUUCGCCUGCUAACAGAAGUCCUUUUUCAUAAGUGAAUGAGUUAAUUGUGUUAAUGUUUACAGGACUUGUGUGUUAAAGCAUUGAUUUUAUCACGUUGCAACAUCUCCUCUGAUGAUGAAACCACUGAUCGUGUAAUGUUAAGUUGCUACAAACAUGAGUGAAGAAUACCCUUCAAAACAACAACAAAAAAAUCCCCAAAAGUUGAGCUGAAGCUGCUGAAUAUUACAGUAUAUUCACACACAACUACAUUUGCCAUGAAAUGUCCAAAUUUAAAUUUGCACAAAACCUCAUUGCAGACAUGUAAGAAAGAAUUUAAAAGGGUUUGCCGUUUAUAGAGUUAAUUGUUUAAAAGUGUCAGUAAAAAUGAGCAUUUGCAGGUUUUUUAAGUAUAUAUUACUGUAAAACAGAUGAUGCGUGUGACAUAUUUCUGCACUUCUGAUUCCUAGGCUUACUGUGAAUAUAUAGCGCUUCAGUGUAUCAUGAAGAUCUGCGUGGAUCUCUAAACUAGUUUGACUGGAGAAUACAGAGUUCCUAUUGUGUUUGUGUUUGUUGGUUGCCUGUCAGACGGUGGAAAGUCGUCUUUCUGGUUAGUCAACAUUCAGCAUUCGAGUUGAUCUGGUUGAUUGUCAGCAGGUUUAUCAGCAUCUGUGCUUUUCUAGAAGCUUUUUCUCAAGUGAAUGAAUGUGUUGUCUCAGAGUUUCAUUGUCUUCAUUCAUUCAUUCUGUUCGAUGGAUGCUAGUUUAUCUGUUCCUCUGAAUUCUCUCAAACAUUAGAAAUGCCAAACAUCAUUUGAAUGUAUUUCGCUCACAUUUUUUUUUUUUUAUAUGAACAAUUAACCAAAUGUUUUUUUCAUUUUAAGAUAUGAGUUUGUUUGCAAAGCCCUGGUCUUCUGUUUAGACUGGGAAUGUUCUGAGGCAUGGGUUUAUUAAUAAUAAACACCUA
Molecule: messenger RNA, 2560 nt
Organism: Onychostoma macrolepis
Lineage: Eukaryota; Metazoa; Chordata; Actinopteri; Cypriniformes; Cyprinidae
Product: Elongation of very long chain fatty acids protein 6-like
Exons: 4
Coding region: 82-885 (267 amino acids)
Biological process (GO): sphingolipid biosynthetic process; fatty acid elongation, monounsaturated fatty acid; very long-chain fatty acid biosynthetic process
Cellular component (GO): endoplasmic reticulum membrane
Molecular function (GO): fatty acid elongase activity
Source: RefSeq, a predicted model, not a curated record